CUGCUUUUACAUCACUGUCUUGGCUCCACCCCUCUGUUUUUCUUUCUAAAAAUAUUUCACACUCUUUUUUGUCCUUGAACACCCACUUUUUGUCCCACAGUGCUAUGCACAUAUUUGUAGGAUAGGUCACCCUGGGCUGCACACUGAGCACAUUCUUCCCUUCCCUGCUCAUUUCUAGUCCUUUUGGAAUAGUUUUCCAUAUUUCAGUGUCCUUUCCAUUGUAUUUGAAAGGCUUUCUCUGGAUGCCUUUUAGAACUCACUGAACCUGGAGGACCUGGAAGUGUAACAGAGGAAGACAGCACAGAAAGGAAUGAUGAAAGCAGGUUGGAAUGAGGAGAACAUACCCCAGUAAAGGGGCACAAUGGAGCAGUCAGUUAGAAAAGUCCCAAAGAUGCUGAGCCUGGAGUUGGUGACAUUCAAGGAUGUGGCUGUGGACUUCACCCCAGAGGAGUGGGGCCUCUUGGACCAUCCUCAGAAGGAGUUGUACAAGGAGGUCAUGCUGGUGAAUGCCCAGAACCUGCUCUCCGUGGGUCUGCCAGUUCCCAGAGAAGAUCUGAUUUGUUAUUUGGAGGAAAGGGAAGCACCAUGGCUGCUGGAGCAAGAAGGCCUGAGGAGCUGCUGUCCAGGUCCCGUCAGGGGAGAGAAACCAUAUGAAUGUAAUCAAUGCAGAAAGGCUUUUAGAAGUGCCUCUGAACUUACUGUACAUCUAAGAAUCCACACUGGAGAAAAACCUUAUGAAUGCAAGCAGUGUGGAAAGGCUUUCCGUUGGAGGAACAAUCUUGCUGCACAUCAGAGAAUCCACAGUGGAGAGAAACCAUAUGAAUGUAAUCAAUGCAGAAAGGCUUUUAGAAGUACCUCUGAACUUACUGUACAUCUAAGAAUCCACAGUGGAGAGAAACCUUAUGAAUGUAAUCAAUGUGGAAAGGCUUUCCGUUGCAGGAACACUCUUGUUGAACAUCAGAGAAUCCACAGUGGAGAGAAACCUUAUGAAUGUAAUCAAUGUGGAAAGGCUUUCCGUUGCAGGAAAAAUCUUGUUGCACAUCAGAAAAUCCACACUGGAGAGAAACCUUAUGAAUGUAAUCAAUGUGGAAAGGCUUUCCGUUGCAGGAAAAAUCUUGCUAUACAUCAGAAAAUCCACACUGGAGAGAAACCUUAUGAAUGUAAUCAAUGUGGAAAGCUUUUCCGUUGCACGAACAAUCUUGCUGCACAUCAGAGAAUCCACACUGGAGAGAAACCUUAUGAAUGUAAUCAAUGUGGAAAGGCUUUCCGUUGCAGGAACACUUUUGCUGAACAUGAGAGAAUCCACACUGGAGAGAAACCUUAUGAAUGUAAUCAAUGUGGAAAGGCUUUCACACGGAGAUCCCAGCUUGCUAAACAUCGGAGAAUCCACACUGGAGAAAAACCUUAUGAAUGUUAUCAAUGUGGAAAGGCUUUCAUUUGCAGCUCCAGUCUUGCUAAACAUCAGAAAAUCCACACUGGAGAAAAAUCUUAUGAAUGCAAGCAGUGUAGAAAGGCUUUCACACAGAGCUCUGUUCUUGCUGCACAUCAGAAAAUCCACAUUGGAGGAAAACCUCAUGAAUGUGAUCAAUGUGGAAAGGCUUUCCGUUGCACGAACAGUCUUGCUGCACAUAAGAGAAUCCACAGUGGAGAGAAACCUUAUGAAUGUAAUCAAUGUGGAAAGGCUUUCAGUUACAGCAGCAGUCUUCGUAAACAUCGGAAAAUCCACACUGGAGAAAAAUCUUAUGAAUGCAAGCAGUGUAGAAAGGCUUUCACACAGAGCUCUGUUCUUGCUGCACAUCAGAAAAUCCACAUUGGAGGAAAACCUCAUGAAUGUGAUCAAUGUGGAAAGGCUUUCCGUUGCACGAACAGUCUUGCUGCACAUAAGAGAAUCCACAGUGGAGAGAAACCUUAUGAAUGUAAUCAAUGUGGAAAGGCUUUCAGUUACAGCAGCAGUCUUCGUAAACAUCGGAAAAUCCACACUGGAGAAAAAUCUUAUGAAUGCAAGCAGUGUAGAAAGGCUUUCACACAGAGCUCUGUUCUUGCUGCACAUCAGAAAAUCCACAUUGGAGGAAAACCUCAUGAAUGUGAUCAAUGUGGAAAGGCUUUCCGUUGCACGAACAGUCUUGCUGCACAUAAGAGAAUCCACAGUGGAGAGAAACCAUAUGAAUGUUAUCAAUGCAGAAAGGCUUUCCGAAGUUCCUCUGCACUUACUGUACAUCUAAGAAUCCACACUGGAGAAAAACCUUAUGAAUGCAAGCAGUGUAGAAAGGCUUUCACACAGAGUUCCCAUCUUGCUGUACAUCAGAGAAUCCACAGUGGAGAGAAACCUUAUGAAUGUAAUCAAUGCAGAAAGGCUUUUAGAAGUACCUCUGACCUUGAUGUACAUCUGAGAAUCCACAUUGGAGAAAAACCUUAUGAAUGUAAUCAAUGUGGAAAGGCUUUCCGUUGCAGGAAAAAUCUUACUGAACAUCAGAGAAUCCACACUGGAGAGAAACCUUAUGAAUGUAAUCAAUGUGGAAAGGCUUUCCGUUGCAGGAAAAAUCUUACUGAACAUCAGAGAAUCCACACUGGAGAGAAACCUUAUGAAUGUAAUCAAUGUGGAAAGGCUUUCCGUUGCAGGAACAAUCUUGCUGCACAUCAGAAAAUCCACACUGGAGAGAAACCUUAUGAAUGUAAUCAAUGUGGAAAGGCUUUCACACAGAGUUCCCAUCUUGCUAAACAUCUGAGAAUCCACAGUGGAGAGAAACCGUAUGAAUGUCAUCAAUGCAGAAAGGCUUUCCGUUGCAGGAACAAUCUUGCGGCACAUCAGAGAAUCAAUACUGGAGAGAAACCUUAUGAAAAACCUUAUGAAUGUAAUCAAUGUGCAAAAGCUUUUAGAAGUACCUCUGACCUUGCUGUUCAUCAGAGAAUCCACACUGGAGAGAAACCUUAUGAAUGUAAACCUUGUAGAAAGGCCUUUACACAGAGCUCCAGUCUUUCUGCACAUCAGAAAAUCCACACUGCAGAGAAACCUGAUGAAUGUAAUCAAUGCAGAAAGGCUUUUAGAAGUACCUCUGACGUUGCUAGAAUCCAUACUGGAGAGAAACCUUAUGAAUGUGAACAGUGUAUGAACGCUUUCACAAAGAAGCCCUAUCUUACUACACAUCAGAGAAUCCACACUGGAGAGAAACCUUCUGAAUGUAAACAGUGUGGAAAGGCCUUCACACAGAGCUCUGAUCUUGCUGCACAUCAGAGAAUCCACACUGGAAAGAAAAUUUAUGAAUGCCAUCAAUGUGGAAAUGCUUUCAGUUGUAGCUUGAAGCUUACUCAACAUCAGAAAAUCCAUUCAAGAGAAACCUUAUGA
Molecule: messenger RNA, 3343 nt
Organism: Trichosurus vulpecula (common brushtail)
Lineage: Eukaryota; Metazoa; Chordata; Mammalia; Diprotodontia; Phalangeridae
Product: zinc finger protein 850-like
Exons: 8
Coding region: 362-3343 (993 amino acids)
Biological process (GO): negative regulation of transcription by RNA polymerase II
Molecular function (GO): DNA-binding transcription repressor activity, RNA polymerase II-specific
Source: RefSeq, a predicted model, not a curated record